GUUAAAUCAGUAGAACGUGUAGUGCAAUCGAAGUUAGAAGAAUAGAAGUGCAUAACCGUUAAAUCAGUAGAACGUGAAGUGCAAUCGAAGUUAGAAUAAGAGAAGACUGUCUCCCAUUAUAAUCAAGAAGUUAUAAUUCACUAUGUUGCUAAGGAUUUUUUCCGAAACUUAUAGAUUUUCACGCAACAUAGCUUUUCGAUAUUAUAGUGCGAAUCCGAUAAAAACUGUCAAAGUGCAAGUGCGUCAAGGUGUCGUAGUGGGCCGGGAGGAACGACUACCCAAUGGAGAACCCUACAAUGCUUUUCAAGGAGUACGCUAUGCAGUGCCGCCACUGGGAAAAUUACGAUUUCAGCCACCUCAGCCAUUGGAGCGCUUCGAAACGCCAGAGUUGGAUUGUACGCGAGUAAGAGAGCCAUCAGCUCAGCGUGAUCGUACGACAAACAAGUUUAUUGGGUCGGAGGAUUGCCUAUAUAUCAAUAUUUAUGUACCUGUCAAGUCUUCAUUGCAGCCACUUCCAGUUAUUGUUUGGGCACACGGUGGCGCCUUCACGUUUGGUCAUGGACAAAGCUUUCUGCCGCUCAGCUUAAUGAUGGAGGAUGUAAUUGUGGUAUCUAUAAAUUAUCGACUCGGCGUAUUGGGAUUUGGUUGUUUGCCAGAGAUUGGCUUUUGGGGUAAUGCUGGAGCCAAAGAUCAGCUACAAGCUUUGCGUUGGGUGCAAGAAAAUAUUGCGUGCUUUAACGGUGAUCCAGGCAACGUCACAUUGAUGGGAGAAAGCGCUGGUGGUGUUUGUGUAAACUUACAUACUUUGGGUUGCAAUGCAAAUAAACUUUUCCACAAGGCAAUCAUGCUGAGUGGUAUGGUAAAUAUUGAAUGGGCAUUUCAAAGAACACCACAAGAAAAAAUGUAUCGCUUGUGCGAAAUGCUUGGUUGUCCAUCAAAGGAUCCAAAAAAAAUUCUGGAAUUUUUACAAACAUCGGAAAAAGCAGCUGCUGAUAAGAUUUUGAGCAAAACGAACUCUCUAAUUUUACCAGAUGAACGGCGACGUUCAUCGCCGGUUCCAGUGUCACUUGUGCUGGAAGAUCCAAACAGUCCCGAUCCAAUUAUAAGCACGCCAGUCCUAGAUCUCAUGCGCACAGAAAACACACUCAACGUACCAACAAUCAUCGGCCAUAAUUCAGCCGAAGGCAUUAUGGUAAUUGAGCACUGGUUCAAAAAACUCGAUGAGGUCGAUCAGGAUCUUGAGCGUUUUCUUCCACGCAAUAUACCAUUACCUAAAGACCAUCCGCACAUGAAAGUCUUGGCAGAAAAAAUACGAAAAUUCUAUUUUGGCGGUGGCAAAGUCACUUUUGAGACACUUCAAGGUUUAUCGAAUCUUUUGUCGGAUUACAUUUGUGCCACUGACAUAAAAUUAGCAGUGGAAAUGCUUGCUACUUAUCAACCACAGGCUCCAAUCUACGCUUUUAAUUUCAAUUACAACGGUGCACGAGAUUAUUUUAAGCGAAUUAAAAAAUCUGAACAUUUGGAAGGUGCAUGCCACACCGACGAGCUCUUUUAUCUCUUUCAAUCAUUCACUGAUGAUCUGAGCACAUUUAACGAGCACGACCUACAAAUAACAAAACGAAUGAGUGCGAUGUGGGCAAACUUUGCGCGCCAUAGUGACCCAACGCCAAUGGACAGUGAUAUUACGAAGGAGCUCGGCUUCAGAUGGACGCCUGUGGGAAAACCUGCAGUGGGAAGUGAUUUGGGACAGGAUUAUUUAAUAAUUGAUCGACACAUGCGCAUGCAAGAUGAACCAGCAAAAGAACGUGGUGAUUUCUGGCGAGAGAUAUAUCGCAGUUAUCCACCCUUGGAUUAUUCGGUUAUCAAUUAGAAGUUUAUUAGUGAAAACAUUAUAACGUUAUUAAGUUUAGAAUAAAAAUAAAUCUCAUUCCGAAAGAGUCUGCGACUAACA
Molecule: messenger RNA, 1951 nt
Organism: Ceratitis capitata (Mediterranean fruit fly)
Lineage: Eukaryota; Metazoa; Arthropoda; Insecta; Diptera; Tephritidae
Product: venom carboxylesterase-6
Exons: 5
Coding region: 143-1870 (575 amino acids)
Source: RefSeq, a predicted model, not a curated record